Messenger RNA from Acanthopagrus latus (yellowfin seabream), 1636 nucleotides. RefSeq lists its product as uncharacterized. Bases 1 to 945 code for a protein of 314 amino acids. Lineage: Eukaryota; Metazoa; Chordata; Actinopteri; Spariformes; Sparidae. The record is from RefSeq and is a predicted model, not a curated record. The transcript is spliced from 6 exons.
AUGACUGAGCUGGACGAGGCAUCACCAAGUGGUGCCCGAGCCACACGACCUCCUGUCCACCAUGCUGACAUCUGCCAGUGUCACCCCAUCAACAGUCCAGCCGACGCCUGUCGGUGUCUCUAUGCUCCCUAUGCCGGUGUCUCUACUGCCCCGCAUCCCAACCUCCUAGUCAGAGGGCCGGUCAAGUCCAAUUCCUGCCAGUGGUUCUCCAUCAGCUUCCAGGCCAACAGCUGCAAGUGGUUACCCAUCGGCCUCAAGACUGACAGCUGCCAGUGGUCCUCCGUUGGCUCCCAGGUCUCAGCCUUCGGCCUUGUCGCCGGCCUACAGAGGGCUUCAGACUUUGCUCCCAUUGCUAGCUUCCAGAGGAUCCCAGCCCAUGCUUUCACUGUCAGCCUCCAGAGGACUUCCACCACUGCCGUGGGCUUACAAUGGGUCCUAGCCUACGCCCUCGCAGCCGACCUCCUGAGGGUUUCCACCGUCACCAGCAGCCUCCACAGGGUUUCCGCCGUCGCCUACAGCCCACAGAGGAGGGUUAAACACAAAUAUUCACCAUGGAACACAUUGUCUAAUAAGCCAAACAGGCUGUGGGUUCAACAAUAUUAUUGGCACUGUGGGCUUGAGGGGAACCUCCACCAUCACCCAAUUAUCCCAUGUUUGCAGAUUGUCCCAGAAUGGAUGGCAGCCGAAUGCUUUGAUGUCUGGAACACCUUCCCAGGAGAGAGCAUGUAUGUUUUUCUUGGAGCACUGGAAUUGGAAUUGGAAGUCGGAAAUACAGAGUUGGAAAUUAUAACUUACUUGCAACUGAACACACCAAUCAUCCUGACCAACAAGCCUUCCGCAGAGUCGUCUGAUGAAUCAUCAAUGCUUCUACACCUGACUGCCUCUGCUAAGAGGAGAGAUGAAAGUUGGCAACAUAUAUUCAGUGUCCGGAACAUCAAGGUGUAACCCACUGCUGCCAUCUGUUGACCGUGUCUUCCCAAAAAUGAUCACCAUGGUGGGGGGGCAAACUGAGCCACUUCUCCCAAUGAAGAGGAACUGCCUCCAUGAAGGUUAUUAAGGUACAAGUCACCAGGCCCACCCAGCUAGUUGUCAUGUUCCCUCUUCUCCCAGACAGGGCUUUAGAUUCAAAUCCAGAUUUUUUCAGUCUGAUGGGCCACACAAAGAAAACCUGCCCUUGCUGAGGCCCUUGCUGCCAUCCUAAGUCCUGGCUCAGUUAAGCAAGCGAGAAGAUGCUAUGACCACUAGCACAGGUUUUGGAUAUGCUGGAAUGUUUUAACAAAAUGUGAUUGUCCAGCUAUGACAUGUACAUUUCCAGAGUACAUACAUGUCUUUGAUUGGAGGGCGGAUCAACAGAGUACUGUAGAGGGCUCUGCCUGCUUAUAGAGAAACAGUAACCAUAUCAUGUUGCUCUGCUGUGCUAAUCUAGUUGUUCUACUCAAUGAAUACAAUUAUGUGUUUUGUGGGUGGGUGUACAGUUGGAUGCAUGUGUUUAUCCUCAGAUAUAGAUGACAUGUCCAGUCAUGUAAAUAAUCAAGAGUUACGCUGAUCCCAGCAAUAUGAACUAAGAUGAACUGCAUGUGUACUUUGCAUUGUACAAGUAUGAUGCCCACCCUUAAAUGUAUGUUGAUAUUCACAA